AUGAUCGCAUCCAAAGCUACGUCGGACCAGUAUGUGCUGUUCGAGUCGUUGUUUCUCUUCUUCGUGCAGCAAUUGAUGGACGAGUUGAAGCGGAUCUUUUGGGGUUUCAUCUUCGAGGACGAACAGAAGGACGGUGUCUUUUUGCAGGACAACUUGUGGAAUGCAGAUGAUUCGAUAGCAAGGAGGUUACGUGAGUUAGGAACUGGGAACUUGAGGGAGUUCUUGCCGGAAGAUAGUCCGAAGGCUGGUCAGCAGAGUCAAGAAGCGUCAGCGACGACAAAAGAAGAGACCAGGUCAGAAGAUGGCGCGGUUGAAGAUGACGAGGAAGUUCCUCCAGUGAAGAUUGAAAACAGAGUCCUACUGAUCCCGCAUCUAGGAGAUAUGAUGAACCGAGACGGAGAAGAACGGCCGAACAGAAAAGAGGACAUCCGCGUCUUCCGAUUAGACGUCAUCAUGUCCUUGUUCCUAACUGAAUGGGUACCUCUCGACA
Amoebophrya sp. A25 is the source of this 490-nucleotide messenger RNA. The record is from the annotation of a GenBank genome assembly. NCBI's taxonomy places the organism in Eukaryota, Dinophyceae, Syndiniales, Amoebophryaceae.